GUGCAGUUUUGGGCCUAGAAUAGUGAGUGUCAAGGCAGAGCGGGGAAGGAAGGCGGCUAGAAACAAUGGCAAUGGUGGCUACAGCAGCGGGAGGAACUGGCUCAGGAGGCCCCGUGGUUACAGGGCAAGGGGCUAGCGGCGCCUCAGCACUCGGGGUGGGCAGGAAAAAAGAUGGGGGCCCGCCGGUGAAGUACUGGGAAAGCGCGGAGACGAUUUCCCAACUUGAGUCGGUGCGGGUUUGGACUGGGAAGCAUUACAAAAAGUAUGUCCAGGCUGACUCCCCCACCAAUAAAACACUUGCAGGUCUGGUGGUGCAGCUGCUGCAGUUCCAAGAAGAUGCCUUUGGGAAACGUGUCAACAACCCAGCGCUCACCAAACUGCCGGCAAAAGCCUUCCUGGACUUCAAGGCAGGAGGAGCCCUGUGUCACAUCCUGGGGUCAGUGUACAAGUUCAAGAGUGAGCAGGGCUGGCGAAGGUUUGAUUUGCAGAACCCGUCCCGGAUGGACAGAAAUGUUGAGAUGUUCAUGACUGUCGAAAAAACACUGGUGCAGAAUAACUGCCUGACCAGGCCUGCUGUCUACCUUGUCCCUGAAAUUGAACAGAAGCUGGCGGCUAAACUAAAGGACAUCAUCAAGCGGCACCAGGGUACUGUUACAGAUGACAAGUCCAAGGCUUCUCACCACAUCUAUCCUGUCCCUUCCUCACUGGAGGAUGAGGAGUGGCUGCGUCCGGUGAUGCGGAAGGACAAACAGGUGCUGGUGCACUGGGGGAUGUAUCCAGACAGCUAUGAUACCUGGGUUCCUGCCAGUGAUGUUGAUGGUGAUGUUGAAGAAAACCUGAACCCUGAUAAGCCCUGGAAGGUUCAUGCAAAGUGGGUCCUGGACACAGAUGAAUUUAAUGAGUGGAUGAAUGAAGAAGACUAUGAAGUAGAUGAGAACAAGAAGUCUGUGAGUUAUCCAAAACGCAUCUCCACCCACAUUGAGGAGUCCUCCCGCACCCCCGAUCGAAAGGAACGGAAAGCAGCUGCUUCCGGAAAGAAGAGGAGGCGCUCUCCCUCUCCCCCUCCAACCCCUGCAGAGUCCCGAAAGAAGGGCGGUAAGAAGGGUCAGCCCACCCCAAACUGGAAGAAGCGCAAUCAGCGUGAGGAGGAGGAGGAGGAAGAGGAGCAGGAGGACCUAACCAAGGACAUGGAGGACCCCAUCCCUGUCCCCAACAUGGAGGAGGUCAUCCUGCCCAAGAACCUGAAUCCCAAAAAGGACAGUGAGAAUACCCCAGUGAAGGGGGGCACCGUGGCUGAUCUGGAUGAGCAAGAUGAGGAGUCUAUGGUUACCAGUGGGAAGCAGCAGGAGGAGGAGGAGGAGCAGGGAAAGGCAGAGGUGAACCGCUUGAUCGACUCCAGUGAAGACAAUGUGACAGAGCAGACCCACCACAUCAUCAUCCCCAGCUAUGCAUCCUGGUUCGAUUACAACUGUAUCCAUGAGAUCGAGAGGCGUGCCCUGCCAGAGUUUUUCAAUGGGAAGAACAAAUCCAAAACCCCAGAGAUAUUCCUGGCAUAUCGUAACUUCAUGAUCGACACUUACCGGCUGAACCCACAGGAGUACCUCACCAGCACCUCCUGCAGGAGGAACCUCACUGGGGACGUGUGUGCUGUCAUGAGAGUGCAUGCCUUCCUGGAGCAGUGGGGUCUGAUCAAUUACCAAGUGGACGCUGACAGUCGUCCUCUGCCGAUGGGCCCCCCGCCCACACCCCACUUCAAUGUGCUGGCAGACACCCCUUCCGGACUAGUACCCCUGCAGCACCGCCCCCCGCAGGUCCCGGCCUCCCAGCAGAUGCUGAACUUCCCAGAAAAGGGGAAGGACAAGUCCUCAGACAUGCAGAACUUUGGGCUCCGCACUGACAUCUACUCCAAGAAAACACUCAACAAGAGUAAAGGAGCCAGUGCAGGGAGGGAGUGGACCGAACAGGAGACCUUGCUCUUACUGGAGGCCCUGGAGAUGUACAAGGACGACUGGAACAAGGUGUCUGAGCAUGUGGGGAGCCGCACCCAGGAUGAGUGUAUCCUGCACUUCCUGCGACUACCCAUUGAGGAUCCCUACCUGGAGAACUCGGAAGCUUCCCUAGGGCCACUGGCCUAUCAGCCUGUCCCCUUCAGCCAGUCCGGGAACCCCGUCAUGAGCACAGUGGCUUUCCUGGCCUCUGUGGUGGACCCCCGCGUGGCAGCUGCUGCUGCAAAGGCAGCUCUGGAGGAGUUCUCACGGGUGCGAGAGGAGGUCCCAGCAGAGCUGGUGGAGGCUCACGUCAAGAAGGUCCAGGAAGCAGCCAAGACCACUGGCAAAGUAGACCCAGCAUUUGGGCUGGAGAGCAGCGGCAUCGCCGGCACCACCCCUGAGGAGCCAGAGAAGCUAGAGGCUCCAGAGCCUGAGAAGAUGGAGACAGAGACUGAAGGACAGCAGCCAGAGAAGGUGGAGAACAAGGAGGAUGCUGCAGUGGAUAAGCUCAGUGAGCCUGCAGAGAAGCCACAGGAGCGUGUGAAGAGCGAGGCCACAGAGUCAGAGAAGGAGGAGGAAGCAUUAGCUGGGGAGGAGAGCAGGACAGAUAAAGACCAGGAGGAGGAAAAGGAGAACAUGGACACCAGUAGGGACAGUGACUGGGAGUCUGGGAAGAAGAAAGUGGAGCCCGAGGUGGGGGAGGGGAACAUUGCCACGGCCGCAGCAGCAGCUCUGGCCUCCGCAGCCACUAAAGCCAAGCACCUGGCUGCCGUGGAGGAGAGGAAGAUCAAGUCCCUGGUGGCCCUGUUGGUUGAGACCCAGAUGAAGAAGCUGGAGAUCAAGCUGAGACACUUUGAGGAGCUAGAGACCAUCAUGGACCGUGAGAAGGAAGCGCUGGAGCAGCAGCGGCAGCAGUUGCUAACAGAGAGACAGGCCUUCCACAUGGAGCAGCUGAAGUAUGCAGAGAUGAAGGCUCGCCAGCAGAUGGAGCAGCAGCAAGCAGCAGCAGCUGCCCAGAACCCGGCCGGGCAGCACCCUGCUCUAUCUGGCAUGAUGGGGCACCAGCAACCCCCCGCCUUCCCCGUGAUGCAUCACCAGAUAGGACCUCACCAUCCCGGACAGCCAGGGCCAAUUGGAGGGCCUAUAUGUCCUGGACAGCCCAUGGCGGGGAGAAUAUCGACCAGUGCUCCAGGUGGACCAUCCCACCCUGCCCAGCCCAACAUUCCCCCGAUGAUGGGACCCCGGCACCCAGGAGCACAGAACGGCAUGUACCCCACCCCACCAGUGCAGCCUGAUGGGAUAGCCCCAACCUCUGCAGGACAUCUAGCCACACCCGCCCCAACACGAGUGGCUGAGAACUAGUACAUGAACCAACCAAAUCAGUCCUGACACACUCAUCUCAGUUCAGAACAUCACAAGAUAAAUAUUUCAUAGCAGGCAAACCCUUCCAGAGCAGCCCAUAGCCCUUCAACUAUUCCAAAACCAUUUAUUGAAGAGUAAAGGCAAUUGGAAAUACAAUAUUUGGGUUACAGGAGUCGAGUUUUAUCCUCUAUCUUGUCCAAUCAAUUGUAAAGACUAGACUUUAAAAUAAAUAAAUAAAUAAAUACAUUUGUCAUCUAGCUGUUGUCUGCUCUAUCAUAACAUUUUUGUAAUUGACCAAAUCAAUAGGAUUUUCUUUUAACCUCCCACAGUUCUAGGGUAGAGUCUUGACAAUAUUCUCUUUUGAAGAACUACCUCUGACUCCCCAUUUUUUUUUUUUUUUUUUUUUUUUAAACCUGU
Molecule: messenger RNA, 3767 nt
Organism: Polyodon spathula (Mississippi paddlefish)
Lineage: Eukaryota; Metazoa; Chordata; Actinopteri; Acipenseriformes; Polyodontidae
Product: SWI/SNF complex subunit SMARCC1-like
Exons: 28
Coding region: 66-3350 (1094 amino acids)
Biological process (GO): positive regulation of DNA-templated transcription
Cellular component (GO): npBAF complex; nBAF complex; SWI/SNF complex
Molecular function (GO): nucleosomal DNA binding; histone binding
Source: RefSeq, a predicted model, not a curated record